Gadus morhua (Atlantic cod) is the source of this 1056-nucleotide messenger RNA. RefSeq names its product citrate synthase lysine methyltransferase (gene cskmt). The record is from RefSeq and is a predicted model, not a curated record. The transcript is spliced from 2 exons. Gene Ontology annotation, molecular function: methyltransferase activity. Lineage: Eukaryota; Metazoa; Chordata; Actinopteri; Gadiformes; Gadidae. Bases 61 to 828 code for a protein of 255 amino acids.
UGAAAGUGGCAUUCGUCCCAUUCAUUCGUUUCAUUCUGUGGAAGCAAGGACAGCAACAACAUGUCACCUCUAUCUGUAGUGGCUCGCCGGAGUUUGGGGACGUUAACAUUAACAUCCAUAUUCGCAAGACAACAUUCCUCACUUACGACUGAACUAAUCGAAAACAUGGACAAGAAAGCAACCUGGGAUCGGUUCUACACAGAGAACAGCAGCAGCAACUUCAAGAACUUUGAGUGGUUCUUCGGUUUCGACUCGGUCCGGGACUUCGUCCUGCCCCUCUUACAGCCCCAGACCCGCACUGCCACCCCGCUCCACGUCCUGGACAUGGGCUGUGGGACCUCUGCUCUGGGACCCAGCAUCUACCAACACUCCUCCGUCCAGGUGACCGUCACCUGUGCCGAUAUAUCCCCGAUCGCUGUGCGUCUAAUGCGGGAACACGUCGCAGCCAAAGCCAUCGAGCCCCAUCAUCCACUCUCCAUCCUCGGGUUCCUGGAGCUCGACUGCAGGGAGAUGUUUGCACACUUCGGGGCGGACGAGUUGGACCUCAUUGUGGACAAGGGCACGACCGAUGCCCUGUUGCGGUCGAAGGACGGCAGUGGGAAGGCGGGUCACGUGGUGCGGCAGUGCCUGAGGACGCUGCGGGGCUCCGGGCGCCUGCUCCAGUUCUCGGACGAAGACCCCGAUGCCCGGCUGCUGUGGCUGGAGACAGAGGGGCGGGAACCCGGGGAGAGGCCGGCGCAGGUCGUGGUGCAGGAGGUGGGGGAGCUCCGCGGCGUGCGUUAUUAUUGCUAUCAAGUCACUUCGCCCCCUGUCGUUGAAUUACUGUAAUGGUUUGUAUAGUUUCUUCGUAAUAAUUAUAUCUUGAUGGGUCGUGAGCAGUGGCGGCUGGCGAUCAAACAUGUUGGUGGGACACAGUAAUAUACAGGGGGUCUGAGGUCCCCCCCCCUUUUUUUAUUUUUUAUUUAAUAGAUAUGAUUUGCUGUUUCUGGUGCAUUUUGGGGAUGGCCACUAUCUAUUUACCUACUUUUCAUUCAGAUUCAUAGCCUACAUCCUGAC